Molecule: messenger RNA, 1346 nt
Organism: Syngnathus typhle (broad-nosed pipefish)
Lineage: Eukaryota; Metazoa; Chordata; Actinopteri; Syngnathiformes; Syngnathidae
Product: myeloid-associated differentiation marker-like
Exons: 1
Coding region: 489-1340 (283 amino acids)
Cellular component (GO): membrane
Source: RefSeq, a predicted model, not a curated record
GUUUUUAAUCGCAGGUUGUUAUUAUUAUUAUUUUUAAAUUACUUUGCUGUAGCAUUCCUUUUUGGUUUUUAUAUAUCUAUACAUGGAGUAUUUGUGAUGAUGACUAUUUGAAUUGUGAAAAUGCUUUUUCCCAUCUUUGGCAAACUACAAUAGGCUAACUCAGCCCAGGUGUCAUGAUCCCUCUUGGGCUUGAGAAGUCCUUUUUUCCACUCUGUAGAAGAUAAGCCUCCCAAUGAGGCAAAGUCCAGCUGGCAGGAGUGUGUCUCGAUGAGGCCUUGAUAAGAAGCAGGGCACGUCCAAUCAGCAAUGACAGCUCGGGGCCAUAAAGCGCACAGUCAAAUCAAGGAUGCUCCGCACGUCAACUUCCGCUUUUUCCAGAAGAGACGUCGAGAGAGAGCUUCUCGCCAACACGGAUCUCAAAAAGAUGGAGUGAGUGGAGAAGAGGGGGGGGCUCUUUUGUGAGGUGACCGCCGUUUGCCGGAGCAGCCAUGAUCCACGUGGACCUUCGCGCUGUGACCCAGCCGCUGGGCAUCCUGCGCUUGAUGGCCAGCGUCCUCACGUGUAUGGCUUUCAGUCUGGUGGCAUCGGUGGGCCACGUCGCCUCUCCUUACUGGGCCUGGUGCAUGUUCACCUGGUGCUUCUGCUUCUUCUUCACCUUCCUCAUCGUUAUCCUGGAGUUGACCAGCUUCAGCGGCAAGUUGCCUUUCGCCUGGGAUGACUUCACCACCGCCUUCGCCGUGCUGGCCGGCAUCAUGUGCUUGGCCGCCUCCGUCAUCUACCCGACCUUUUUCACCUGCCACGUAUGCUACAGACAGAUGGGCGCUUCCGUGGUGUCCUGGGUGUGUUUCGGGGUCUACGUGGCCGAGGUGACUCUCAACCGCCUUCGGCCCGGCGGCCAGAUCCGUGGCUUCCUCUCCACGGCGCCGGGCAUGAUGAAGAUGCUGGAGACUUUCCUGGCCUGUCUCAUCUUCACGUCUCUGGAGGAACGUCAGUACAGCGGCAGUCCUGCGCUGCAGUGGUGCGUGGCGGCGUACUCCUUGAGCUUCAUCUUGGCCGUGCUCAUCAUCCUUCUGAGUGCGGCGCAGCUGACCUCCUUAUUUGCCUUUUUCGACAAGCUAGUGAUCGCCUACGACAUUUUAGCGUGCGCCAUGUACGCGACGGCCGCGGUGCUCUGGCCGCUUUUUAGUUUCCGCGACAACGGGAGACCGCCCGACUGCGGCUACCUGUGCUCGUGGGAUAAACUGGUGAUGGUCAGCGUCAUGACAAUUCUCAACUUGUGUGUUUACAUCCUGGAUUCCGUCUACUCGGUACGGCUCGUGCUGUGCGGCAGCACGGAGUGAAGCGAA